CUUUGUCGAGCUCCGGCUACGUGGGCUGAAUCAGAUUUCCAUGGGCUGGUCCCGAGUCGAUGGCAUAUAGAAGUGUACUUGCUUUGCAAUCGUCGUCGCUCCCUUGCUUGGACUUUGGUUUCUGGUCGCUUCAGUGAAGUUGGAGAGAAGAAGUCUGUUCACCCCUCUUAAGACCAUAGGACCCCAGGUACUGAUGAAUCUAUCCAACAAUGUAAAUGGGGCCCCUACAUUGCGAUAUCCGAGCUUCCUUCUGAAUUUACUCCUGAUCUACCAGCUGAUAACGGCCGCGUUCGGAUUUCCAUCUUGUGCAAGAAAUUUGCUGGGAGCCAGGAAUCAAGAAGUGUUUAAAAAUGAGGAGGACGCCAGCAGCUUCUUGGGUCGCCGACUGCACUACAACCAGUUUGACUUCGAGAUGUUCGUCAUGGGAAAUCUGGAGAGAGAGUGUUAUGAGGAGCAAUGCAACUACGAGGAAGCCAGGGAGAUAUUUGAAGAAGACAAUUCGUUGGUGGCAUUCUGGAAGGAGUACUCACACCGGAUGUCAAAGGAAGGUACAGAAAUAAAGAUUGACGUCAUUGGGCUUCUCACGGGUCUAAUUUGUGCAGGAACCUUACUGGUCAUAUUUGGACUUCUUAGUUAUUACUGGUACACAGUCUAUUGUUACCCAAGAAGACAUAUUCCAAUUCCAGAAGAAGACCACGACUGUAGAACUACAUCCAACAGUCCCAGGACACAAGAGUCGUUUCCAUUACAGAAUACCGUAUCUUCCUCAACGGAGAAUGGACCACCCUCCUAUGCACAAGCUGUGGCAAUGGAUGCUGCUUAUGAUGUCCCACCACCGCCUUAUCCCGGGACUGUAGACCCAAAACUCUACAAAAAGUCCCUCUCGAUUCCUGCUUCUCAAGGGCUUUGAGUAGGUAAAGAGUGCGUUGGAGCUAUUAUUUACACUGUAGAAGAACUAUAGGAUGGAGGAAAGUAUAAAAAUCCCUUUUACCUUUGGGGAAUGAGAAGAGCGGUGUAUGUGAAGCCAUGGUGGAUUACGGAACUUUUUUUUAACAAUUCAUCAUUUUCCUGGUUUAUAAGGUGACAUUCUGAGUGAAUGCCUGGAAACAUGAACGAAACAUAAAAUGGAAUUGAGGUUUAGGAUUAUCCUGAUGGAUUCUGGAUCUUCUUUUAUAGACUGAGAUGAUGAGAAGGUUCCAUGAGAAGGGAUGGAACACAAAUGAGAACUUGAAGACACACAAGGUGUGUGUGACUCUUCUUGGAGUAUACGCUCUACGGCCAGGAGAUAUUGUACGGCCUGUUGGCUUUGGACACGUAUUGUAUUUCUGUACUUUCAAUGGGAUGCAUAAAGCGGCAGAGAAUUUUAUAAUGAAUACACACGUUACUAAAAAAUGAUCCUGAGAAUGAAGACUAUAUGGCGAUGUAGAAAGUACCGUGAAAUAAUAGUAAAUGAUUAUACAGCA
This is a messenger RNA of Bufo gargarizans (Asiatic toad), 1463 nucleotides long. It is a transcript of the gene PRRG4, whose product is annotated as proline rich and Gla domain 4. Gene Ontology annotation, molecular function: calcium ion binding. Gene Ontology annotation, cellular component: extracellular region. The record is from RefSeq and is a predicted model, not a curated record. NCBI's taxonomy places the organism in Eukaryota, Metazoa, Chordata, Amphibia, Anura, Bufonidae. Bases 194 to 910 code for a protein of 238 amino acids. The transcript is spliced from 6 exons.